This is a messenger RNA of Parasteatoda tepidariorum (common house spider), 4842 nucleotides long. NCBI's taxonomy places the organism in Eukaryota, Metazoa, Arthropoda, Arachnida, Araneae, Theridiidae. The record is from RefSeq and is a predicted model, not a curated record.
UUAUCUUUAAACCUUUUCAGAAACAUAUAUUGCAGUUUUUAAAGGAUAUUAGUUAGCUUAACUUCUAGGCAAGCGACAGAAACAUGGGGUCAAUUAUUGCAACACCCAUUACUUUAAUAUGUUCGCUUUUUUCAUCGGAACCAUUGAGUUUUAUUUACUGGUGCAAAUGGCUUGUAUCAUACGCAUACAUUCAAAUGUCGAGAAGAACGACAAAGAAAAGAUUCGAUUUGUACGAUGAAAUGGCAGAUAAUGAUCCCGUUAAGGUAUCUUUCAUUUCAGCACCAGAAGAAAUUGCUUUAGAAUCUCCUUUAGAAGAAACUAAACUAUAUACUACAUCUGAUGAAGUAUUUUUCUAUGGUGUUAACUCAAAGUCUGAGUAUUUUGUAACAAGAAUAAUGAGAGGCGUAAACAAUGAGGCUGAAGCUUGGAUAUACAUGAAACUCAGCAAUGGAAAAGUGUACCAACUCAAGCAAACCACAAAUUACCAACACUCAAGUUGCGAGAAGAAAGUGUUUACGUGUGGCGAUCUCCAAAUGCAUUACAUAACACCUAUGAGAAGAUGGAGAAUCUUUUUCAAUGGUUUAUUAAGGGAAACUGAUGACAAUGAAUCUGAUUCAUCGAAAAUGGUACAUGUAAAGUUUGCUCUCCUGUGGGUCGCCUCAUCUGAUGUGUUUGAUUUCACGACAGAUAUAAAGGCUGGAGCACUGGCAGAUGGUUUCGCGAGAGCAAAAUGGAAAGGAUUUAAACCUCCUUUAGAAUUGUUCAAUAGAGCUGUUAACUGCUAUACACAAUGCGGAGUAAUUUUUGGAACAAUGACGUUAGGGGAGAAUGAAGAAGCUUCUGAAGUUUAUUUGUAUGGAGAGCGAAUCAGGUUCAUGGGUGAUUCUUCUUUCGAUAAACGAGCGCAAUUUUUGCAUGUUUUAGGACAAACACUCAGAACUGGAAGUUUUGUUCAUAUUUCUGAUGUGUCAAUAGAAAACGUUGUCAAAGAUCUGAAAUUUGGUUUCUUCGUAAGGCCUACUGGCGCAAUGUCUGCCGCUGAUGACAUUCACAUUGCUGCAGAAAACUCCACAGAUGAUGGUGAGAUGGAAAGUAACAUUAAAGCAAAGUUUAUCAAUGAAGGAAAGACAUAUAAUGUGGAAGGAAGUUUGACAGGAAAAAAAGCACAUUUUGAAAGUAAAAAAGGAUGGCAUGGGCGAGUAACAAUUGACUGCGCAGAAUUCAACUUGAACUCUUACAAAUGUGCUGGGGUAAAACUUAGCGGAAUUAUCACAAACCCCCUAAACAGAGUCAUGCCGACCAAUUCUAUCGACACAACGCCUGAAGAUAAUCCAUUGGUCGUGCAUUUUGCUGAAAAAAUAUGCCAAGAAUCAUCCAUGACUGGUGGAAAGGGUUCCUCUCUUGGCAAGCUCACGGAACUGAGCAAGGAAUUUCAAACUUUUAUUGUUCCUAACGGUAUGGUGGUGACCACAGCAGCUUACCUAAAGUUCAUAACUAAAGAUGUACUUAAGGAGAUAAAGAAUCUUGAAAAUGUUCUAUACGGAAAUGUUCCUGGUGAUAUUAAAGAAUCAUGCCAAAGGGUUAUGGAUGAAAUUAUAAAAUCGGAACUCUCAAAUGAAAUCAUGAAAGCAAUUGAAAGCAUGCUUCAAAAGCAUUUCUCCGAGAAAGGUGUUAUUCAAUUUGCAGUGAGAUCUUCAGCAACAGGUGAAGAUACUGAACAAAUGUCUGCAGCUGGUCAAAUGGAAACAUACUUGGGGGUUGCAGGUUUAGACGAUAUUCUCACUGCCGUGAAGAAAUGUUGGGCAUCUCAAUUUAGCCACAUUGCAACUCAAUACAAAAAGCAGAAUGGUCAGAUAAUAAAUUCACCAAUGGCAGUCGUUAUACAGAAGAUGGUACCCUCUGACGUGGCUGGUGUAUUAUUCACUUGUGAUCCCCUCACUGGAAAUCCAACUAAGAUGACCAUCACCGCAAACUAUGGACUUGGAGAGUCUGUCGUUUCGGCCUCAGAAGAACCAGACACAGUUGAGCUUAUGAGAGAUUUUGAAGACAACUUGUAUGUUCACAACAAAAUAAUUGGUGCCAAACGUCAAAGAAUUGUACUCCAAGGGAAUGAAUCUGGAGGCACAGAAGUACAAGAUAUUUCAGAAAAUGAUCGGAAUUCAUGUUGCUUAACCGACGAAAUGUCACUCCGUUUAGGAAAACUGGCUGUCAAAAUUGAGAAAAGCUAUAGAUCCCACAGGGAUAUCGAAUGGGGAUUUUGGAACAACAACUUGUAUAUAUUCCAAUCUCGUCCUGUAACGAGUGGAACAGGAGAAACAGAUUUUGAAAUUGACCACGAAAUGGACGCUCCAAUGAGGAUGGAAGAAGAUUAUUUUACAGUUUGCAAUGUCGGUGAGGUGAUGCCUGGAGCCUUUUCAACUCUGUCUCUUGAUGUUGUUAUGAAAUACUUCAGAAUAACUUUUGCGAGGAGAAUGGGCUCAGGUUUCGAAACAGUAGAUAAGCCAAGAUACUACCCUAGAGCGAUUAUGACGAUGUGCUCUCGAGUGAUGUUCUACGCCCUGGAUCUUCUCGAAAGAAUGGAUGAAAAUUCUGAAAUGAAUGAAGGUAUUCUGAUUGCGUUGUUUGGUCGCAAGAUUGAAGACGAUGACAUAAUUAAGAAAGCAAUAGAACGUUUCGACCUCGGUAAGAAGAAGAAGAAACCCAUGUUUGCUGGACUCUACACAUUACUGGCCACCUUUUCUAGGCUCUUUCUAAGCAAGAGGGAACUGGAUAAAGCAUUGAGGUUUUACAAAAAUUACAGGCUUCCUGUUGAACGCUUUCAAACAUCUCUUGAAAUUUUUAACCAUCUCCUCUUCUCCUGUACGGAUUUAGUACAGUCAAUGCGGAGCCAUAUGAGAAAUACAGAAUCAUCCUCUAUAUGGAAUAUGUUCGUCAUAAGCAUUCUUAAAAAGGCCAGAGGAGGAAUGAGUGCAGAAGUAUACAGAGAUUUUUCAACACUUUGUACAACUAGUACUGAAGUAGAAAGUGCUGAUGUUCCCGCAAGCAUCGAACGCCUGGGCUUAGCAAUAGCUAAAGAAAGGACACCAGAGGAAUUGAAGAAAAUGAGUAAUCAGGAAAUAGUGGAAUGGCUUCAAAAUUCUCAAACUGACGCUGGAAAGAAGUACCGUGAAUUUCUUACCAGACACGGACACAGAUGUCUAAAAGAAUUUGAUUUGCGGCAAAAAACAUGGGGAACUGAUCCUACAACUCUCAUACAGCUGUUAAAGAAUCUCGCCGGAUCCUCAUCGAAAAAAGUAACAAAUAAGAAAGAGGAGAAUUUUAACCAAACAUUGAAGGAUUUAGGAAUAAAUGUCGGUCUCAAGACAAGACUAACUCUGAAAUACUUGAUAUCUCGAAGUCGACAAGGAGUUCAGACUAGAGAAUUGUCAAAGUCUCUGCUUAUCAAGACUCAAGAUGAAUGGAGAAAAGGCUACUAUCACCUAGCAAAGCUUAUGGUAUCAGAAGGUAGAAUACCAGACGAAGAUCUACUCUUCUUUAUGACUGUGGACGAAAUAAGGGAAAUUUUAGAGACAAGAUCACCAAAAAUAAUUGCAAGAGCAAAUCAUAGGAAACGCAGAUACCCUGUUUUGGACAAGUAUAUAUUUCCAGAAAUAAUGAAAGGAUUUCCUAAACCAAUCAACUUAGAAGACAAUACUCCUAUUUCAAGUGAAGAUAACUUUUCUAUGAAAGGAAUACCAGUAAGUCAAGGGACGGUUAAAGCAUAUGUUAGAGUAGCUCUUACUUUAGAAGAAGCUGCUCAACUAAAGCCAGGAGAAAUCCUGUUAACCUACAGUACAGACAUUGGAUGGUCGCCAUAUUUUCCCAUUCUUGGUGGAGUAGUCACAGAACUAGGAGGCCUUAUCUCUCACGGUGCUGUCGUCAGUAGAGAAUAUGGUUUGCCAUGUAUAGCAGGUCUGCAUGGAGCAACUAGGCAGUUUCAAACAGGUGAUUACGUGCUGUUGGAUGGAAAUAAGGGUAUCUUGCAACGACUGCCGAAACCAAGUGAUAGUGAAACGGAAAAUCAAUAAUAAACAUUAUUUUAUAUAAUUGAACUUGGAUCGAAAACUAUACCUAAUUUAUUUAGUAAAAUUGUUUCUAAUCUGUAUGCAUUCAAGUGCAGGAAAAUUGUUUUUUUACUCCAAUAUAUGUUUAAUAAUCUCUUAUUUAUAACUCCUAAAUGAAAUUCUUUUAUGCCUCAGUAAUGUCAACUCUUUUGUGUCUGAAAUCAUUUUAUUUGGGACUACUCUUUUCUUCGUUAAAAGAAGGUAUAAUUUCAAAAAACAAAAAGUGGUAGAAAAAAUGUUUUGUUUACAGUAUUUAUUUUUUAAGGAAGCACAUAGUUGUGUUCGUCAUAGCGUAUCAAUAAUUUCAAAUUUUUAUAUUAAUUAUAUAAUGUCUCCCAUAUUAGAAAAAACAUUUAAAAAGCACUGAGCUUUACAGAACUAUAAAGCUCAGUACUUUUUUAAUGUAAAAUUUUAUACUGAUUUGUUUUAAACCUAUAAUUACUACCACUUUUUAGUACAAAUAUUUUUACAUCAAUUGCAAUAUUAAAUUUUCUUGUACUAUUCCAAAAUAGUGAAUAUGUUAAAAUUUUUUCUUAAUGUAAUCAGCUAUUAGAAACUUAUUAUUAUUAUUAUUUGGGGUAUUUUAUUUCAAAAGAAAUAGUUUGUUAAAAACCAAAUUGCAAAUGUCACAAAAAUGACCUUACGUUCACAUUUUAGAAAGACAACUUGAUGCCUUAUAAACAGAUUAGAAGCUUUUGUUUUGUUAUUUAUUUCCAAUAAAGAGUUUAAUAUUUUUUAA